AUGUCCGAAUUCUCGACAGAAGCUUUCGCGCUUCUUGGCGUGGCCAUCGCCGUCAUCUUCUUGAGGACCUAUGCGAGAAUCGUCGCUGUUGGCUUUAAGCGUCUGCAGGCAGAUGACUACCUCAUGCUGCUGAUCAUCGUCAGUCUCUCGACAGCUGCGUACAGCGUCGGAGCGCAUUGGAAGGGACUCGCCAACAAUGGCAUGACGGACGAGGAGCGGAGAAAUCUGGACCCAAACAGCGAAGAAUAUUCGACGAGGUAG
Colletotrichum fioriniae is the source of this 261-nucleotide messenger RNA. The record is from RefSeq and is a predicted model, not a curated record. NCBI's taxonomy places the organism in Eukaryota, Fungi, Ascomycota, Sordariomycetes, Glomerellales, Glomerellaceae.